Schistosoma turkestanicum is the source of this 423-nucleotide messenger RNA. NCBI's taxonomy places the organism in Eukaryota, Metazoa, Platyhelminthes, Trematoda, Strigeidida, Schistosomatidae. The record is from the annotation of a GenBank genome assembly.
AUGACGACUGAAACCGUCAGUAUCAAAGAGCUGACUAUCCCACAGCUUCAAGAUCUUGCACGUCAAUUUGAGCAAAAAUCUCUUCAAGCCCAGUUUGUUGCUUCAAAAAAUUGUCUAGGCGAUCUUACCCCAGAAAAAGAAAGCAGAGAUAUUCUUGUCCCUUUGACUUCAACUUUAUGUGUUCCUGGCAGACUUUCUGAUGCUUCGCAUGUGCUUGUUGAUAUCGGCACAGGAUAUUAUGUUCAGAUGACCGUCCAAGAAGCCGAAAAUCACUUUAGCCGUCGAGUUGAAUAUAUAAAUAAACAAAUCAAGAAGAUUUUACCGCUUUUAGAGGAGAAGACGCAGGCGCAUAAGUCGAUUUCGGACGUCCUGGAUGCUAAAAUCCAAGAGUUCAUUAAGGUUCGGUCGGCAACGUGUUCUUGA